This is a messenger RNA of Metschnikowia bicuspidata var. bicuspidata NRRL YB-4993, 1398 nucleotides long. RefSeq lists its product as uncharacterized. Bases 1 to 1398 code for a protein of 465 amino acids. NCBI's taxonomy places the organism in Eukaryota, Fungi, Ascomycota, Pichiomycetes, Serinales, Metschnikowiaceae. Gene Ontology annotation, biological process: mRNA splice site recognition. The transcript has a single exon. The record is from RefSeq and is a predicted model, not a curated record. Gene Ontology annotation, molecular function: mRNA binding. Gene Ontology annotation, cellular component: cytosol.
AUGCCACGCAACGAUGGUGCGCCGGCUCUGAACGGGGCGCCGCCCUUCAACAGAUCAGGCUCCCAUGUGUACGGCGGGCACAGCAGCUAUGGAAACACCAGACCCAAUCACAACAAUGGGGCCCACAGCAGACAGCACCACAGCGCACAAAACAACUAUAGAAGCCUGCACGGCGUCAGCCACCAGAGCGGGCCUAGACCCUUUAACCAAAAGCGGCCCGCGGAUGCCUAUCAUCUGGCGUAUCAGCAAACCCAGGUAGAGUGCCAGCUCUGGAUGGGGGACCUAGAUCCGAGAUGGACAGAAAACGAUAUCAUGGGUAUAUGGACCGAGGUGGGUGAGGCGCCCUCCAGCGUCAAGAUAAUGAGGGACAAACAGGGCAAGCCCCAGUACAGCUUCGUCACUUUCGAGAAUCUGGAGGCUGUCGCCAGCGCCUUGCAGAAGAACCGCUCCCAAGUCCCGGGCUCGCCGAGGUUUUUCAAGUUGAACUGGGCAUCCGGCAGCUCGCAUGGCGACCUUAGAGCCCCUCCAAAUCGAGCCAAAAACAGCCUGGAUGUGGGCAGGGGCCACUCUGACUACUCGCUAUUCGUUGGAGACUUGGCCACGGAGGUCACCGAGCCUGAGCUCUUUGCCAGAUUCAGCCAAGACUAUCCCGGUGAGGUGAAGCAAGUCAAAAUCAUGCUGGACCCCAACACCGGCGCCUCGAAGGGGUUUGGAUUUGUUCGGUUUCUUUCUGUGGACGCUCAGCAAAAAGCUUUGAAAACAAUGAACGGAGUUGUGCUUGGCCAAAGGCCUAUUCGCCUCGGGCUUGCGAAUGGAGGCUCGCUGGAUCCCUCCACAUCCGGGGCAAAGAAAACAAGCGAAUCCGUGCCGGUUACUGCUCACAUUGCUCAAGCCCAGCCCGCGUUGUCGCCAUUCACAGACCCUUAUAACACCGCUUUGACUAUAAAAGGCGUUAUAUCUGCAAUCACUCGUGACGAACUUGUGGCUCAUUUCCUACCGUUCGGUCAUAUGAUCUACUGCGAGAUUGACUACAACAGCAACGUUGCGUACAUCAAAUAUCUACUUCGUACUUCUGCUGAGAGAGCCCUUCUAUUCAUGCAUGGUAUGGUAGUGAAUGGUUCGCGCUUGGUGUUAAGAUGGGGCCGCAGUAAAAUAAGCACAGAAGGGAUUACUAGAUCCACUCCAAGUCCUAAGGGCGGUGUCUACACAGCUGCAGAAAAGCCGCCCACUAUCUAUCACCCGUUGUCUUCACACGUGGUAUUUGAGGAUCUUGACCGGGAGCAAAUUGAUGAGCUCAAUUUUUUUGCAGAUCUGCAGUUGAUGUCCGUCAAAGACCUCAAUGAUGCUGAUAUAAAGCGAUUGCAAGAACGAGAAAAAUAUCUAGAUAAUGCAUUUUAA